GAGCUUGAAGAAAUCCGCAAAUGUGGAAUGAAAAACUUCCGUAAUAUCCAGGUUGAUGAAGCUAAUUUAUUGACCUGGCAAGGGCUUAUUGUUCCUGACAAUCCUCCGUAUGACAAAGGAGCCUUCAGAAUCGAAAUCAACUUCCCAGCAGAAUAUCCAUUCAAACCUCCUAAGAUUACGUUUAAAACAAAGAUCUAUCACCCUAACAUCGAUGAAAAGGGGCAGGUUUGUCUGCCAGUAAUUAGUGCUGAAAACUGGAAGCCAGCAACCAAAACUGACCAAGUAAUCCAGUCCCUCAUAGCACUGGUGAAUGAUCCACAGCCCGAGCAUCCCCUUCGGGCUGACCUAGCUGAAGAAUACUCUAAGGACCGUAAAAAAUUCUGUAAGAACGCUGAAGAGUUUACAAAGAAAUAUGGUGAAAAGCGACCAGUGGACUAAAAUCUGACACAAUUGAUGUCAGCAACAUAUGAUAGAAGAUCGGAGCAGUGCAUUUGAGACACCCCGUAAAGCAGGACUCUCUGGAAAAUUGACAAGUGCCACCUUUCGGUGUUAACUUGUGGCUGUUACUAACUUUCUACAGUUUUCUUAAUCAAAAGUGGGCUAGGUAACCUGUAAAGAAAGGAUUAAAAUUUAAGAUGUUCUAGUUCUGCUUUCUUUGUUUAAAAAUCACUGCUUCAAUAUACUUUAAAGUAUGCUGUUUUCUUUUUCUUGUCAGAAUUUAUCAAAAAUAUCUUAGACUUAUAUUCUGCCCUUAAAUUGAAAAGGUUGUGGCUGUCAUUUCUUAUUUUUCCUCACAGUUCCCACUAUCUUGAGUUCAUUUAAUUCUUCAUUGAAUUUUAUCCCACUCCCUACGCCCAUGUCUUAGAAAAAGUAUCCCAGUUCUGGCAGAAAAUGAUUGAGUGUUUGGCAGUUUUGUUUACUUUUCUUUUUAAAUGUUGCACUGUGCUUUGUGGGACUUGUCGCAAGUUCCCCUUAACUUCAGUUUGUAACAUAAUAAACAAAAAACGAACCAACCCCACAAAACCAAUUAGAAAUAAUGUCCAGGUCUUAUGUAAAUCUGGCUGAUGUUACCACAAAAUGUUUAUUAAACGGGGAAACCCAAGUUUUUGUGUGCGUCAUUGAAUUACAAUACGGCUUAUGUCCUGCUUUUGGAAAACUUUGGAAAAAAAAUUCCGUAGCAAAGGAGUAGUGGAAUGUGAUUACAAACUUCUUUCACUUCUGUUCGUAAUAGCUGUGCAGAGUAGCCAGGGGAAACGUGCACAGAACGACAUGGCAGCCAGUUUGGAAGAGUUCCAGAAAUUGGGGACCAAGAGGUACCAAAGUGAGAAAUUGCUUUGAGUUGAAAAUCAGGAUUUUGGAAAUGUUAAUUUUGAAUUCCAAGUACUAAAUCUGACAGCACUGCUAGAACAUUUUUCCAUUAGAAUGUGUAAGAAACAUCUGUGUUUCAUGGGAUGGCACUCAUGCCACUUCCCAGCCCAACUGCUGUACAGUCCUUACCGAAAAUGGUAUGAGAAGAGGAUUAAGCAAUAACCUGUAAUAGAGUAUGCUUCGCUGCUACUGUUCCUGCGCUCUAAAACCACACAGGUUAGAUGAUGUAAUGAGUACUUCAAGUAUCAUUCUGUCAUUCUAACUCAAUCAGGCAGAGCUGUUUUCCCGUUGCUCGGGGGCACGCCUACGCAUGCUGCAGGAGGGCCUUGCUGUUCAGAAUUGAGCAUCCUUUACCGCGUCUCCGCUUUUCUCCUGACUGCCUGUCUUUUUUCCCCAGUCUUAAAGUGUGAUCAUAGCUCCACGGCCAAACUGCCAUACAGUCAAACUGCCGGCUCUUCCCCGCCUGUCGAACUUGGG
Egretta garzetta (little egret) is the source of this 1845-nucleotide messenger RNA. RefSeq names its product ubiquitin conjugating enzyme E2 L3 (gene UBE2L3). The coding region runs from base 28 to 438 and encodes 136 amino acids. Lineage: Eukaryota; Metazoa; Chordata; Aves; Pelecaniformes; Ardeidae. Gene Ontology annotation, cellular component: nucleus. The record is from RefSeq and is a predicted model, not a curated record. The transcript is spliced from 3 exons. Gene Ontology annotation, molecular function: ubiquitin conjugating enzyme activity. Gene Ontology annotation, biological process: protein polyubiquitination; ubiquitin-dependent protein catabolic process.